Hemicordylus capensis (graceful crag lizard) is the source of this 1314-nucleotide messenger RNA. RefSeq names its product NOP2/Sun RNA methyltransferase 3 (gene NSUN3). The record is from RefSeq and is a predicted model, not a curated record. Bases 109 to 1197 code for a protein of 362 amino acids. Gene Ontology annotation, biological process: rRNA methylation. Gene Ontology annotation, cellular component: mitochondrial large ribosomal subunit. NCBI's taxonomy places the organism in Eukaryota, Metazoa, Chordata, Lepidosauria, Squamata, Cordylidae. Gene Ontology annotation, molecular function: methyltransferase activity. The transcript has 6 exons.
AGCCUCUCUCACCACAGGGGGCGCUGCUGUGCUUUUCUCAUCCCUGCUUGGCCGAGCCACUUCCGCUCCAACCGGUGGGCCGGGCCCGAGCGGCCUGCUGCAGGCGUCAUGAAGCUGUACCGCUGCUCCCGCCGUCUACCCUGGCUGAGCCAUGGGGCUUUUGCUUGCCGGUUAAGAGAGACUCACACGGUGGUCAAGCCGCAGUUGGAAACCAAACCAGAAGCAAAGCUUCAAAAACAAAUAUGCCAAGUUGUUCUUGAUCAUUUUGAGAAUCAAUACUCCAAGGAGUUGGGAGAAGUAUGGAGCUCUAUCAGGGAGGUGCUCACUACGCCCCAUUUCUGGCAGUAUGCUGUCCUCCUUAAUAAAUUCAAUUUUUCCUCUGAAGUGGAGAAUGAAUUGCAUUUGAAGGGUUAUCGCCUUCUUUUCCCCGAAACUACCUCCUGUUUCCGGCAGUCCCUCAAGUGUUACAUCACUAGCACUCCUGGAAGAUUCCCUGCUCAGAAACACAGAGCUGGUAAACUGAAGGAAUAUUACCUGCUGAAUGCAGCUUCAGUGCUGGCAGUGCUGGCCCUGGAAGUGGAGAAUGGGGAGAAAGUUUUGGAUAUGUGUGCAGCUCCAGGGGGCAAGUCAGUAGCAACACUUCUGUGUGCUUGUCCAGGGCUUCUACACGCAAAUGAAUGUGAUAGUUUAAGAGCAAAUUGGCUGAAGCAGACACUAGAAUCCUUCAUCCCAGAAUCUUUGAUGAACUUAGUUAUCACUUCUCAGUUGGAUGGAAGACAAAUUGGAAAUCUCCAGACUGAAGCAUUUGACAAGGUCCUCGUGGAUGCCCCAUGCUCAAAUGAUAGAAGCUGGUUAUUCUCUGCUAAUACCCAGCAGGCCACCCUGCGAUUAGCACAAAGGAAGGCAUUAUCUGCUGUACAGAUACAGCUGCUAAGGUCUGCAAUUAAAGCCUUGCGUCCUGGAGGAUCUCUGGUUUAUUCCACGUGCACUCUUUCUAAGGCAGAGAACAGUGAUGUCAUAAAUCACAUCCUCAGCUCCUACAGCAAUAUUUUGCCAGUGGAUAUAAGUACACUGGCCAGAGCUGCAUCACAGGAGUUCAGUCUUGCUUCAGAUGUCCAGCAGCAUGAACUUCUAGUACUUCCAGUAAGGGGGAAAGCAUGGGGACCAAUGUAUAUAUCCAAACUAAAGAAAAUUUGAUCCACAUUACUUCUUGGGUUGUUUUUGUAAGUCAUAUUGACAAAUCAUUUGGGCAGGAUUAUAGUUUUUUAAAACUAAAGAAGGAACAACAAUUAAAUCUAAUUAUUUCUCUUUUGA